UUUGCCCGCGGGAGCGUUGGCGUUCUGCGGGGCCGUUAACCCGCCAGGCGCCGUGUGUAGCACCCAGCAGGGCCCCUUCCGCGUGCCCUUGUCCCGUAACACGGGGAGCCAAAGCUUUGAAGUACAGCAAAGAAGUGAAAUCCAUUGAGAAUAGUCUGUAAAGGUCAUGAUGAAUGAUGGCUACAGAGUUUACUACUGAGAAGAGGGCACCAAGUCAUAGUCUGUUUUACAGUUUACAGUCACAUGAGUGACCCGAUUAGGAGGAACUGGCAGGAGUCGGACCACGCGCAGCCUCAGAAACGGUGCAAAGGGCAUGCGACACCGCUGCACAUGCGUGGUCUGGCUAAACCACGGCUGAUGAAUCUCCGACCUGCGGUGCCAGGACAAGCUCGACACCUACGGUGGAGCACCCAUGGGGAUACACACCUCGAAGAACCGUUGUUACUGCACAUGGAUAUGUGUGUGUAAACCUUAAUCAACAUGGCUUUGUCAACUACAGGAUCAGCAUAUAAUAUUAAUAGACCAGUAUCUGAAAUUCCACCUGCCCCCUGUUUCUGCUGUGGAGGAGCGUAUGUGUUGCAUUUAUGAUGGGCUUGUGGGAACCUAAAGCUAUGAUAUGACUCCGAGGCGGUCUUGAGUAACUGGCGGGGGGCCGGACUGCGCGAGACAGAAAAUAGCACGAGAGCAGCGAGCCCUUGGCACAUUCGUGAUCCGGCCAAACACUGCUCAUCACAAUCUUCCGUCUGCGGCGCUGGUGCAAGCCCAGCACCCAUAGUGGAGCACCCGUGGGGACACCACGUCGAAGAACAACACUUACUGCACCGAAGGUAUCCCGGAAGAGGUGGGCUAGACAAGGCAUUUGAAGAAGAGACGAAGCCUUCGUUAAGAUCCUGAAUAUCGGGAUUGAGCAUGUCGUUCCGAUUUGGACAGCACCUCAUCAAACCCUCUGUGGUGUUUCUGAAGACCGAUUUGUCCUUCGCUCUUGUAAACAGGAAGCCCGUGGUCCCUGGGCAUGUGCUUGUCUGCCCGCUCCGGCCCGUGGAGCGUUUCCGCGACCUGCGUCCUGAAGAAGUGGCUGAUUUGUUUCACACGACACAACAGGUUGGAAAUGUGGUGGAGAAACAUUUCUGUGGCACUUCGCUCACCAUUUCGAUUCAGGAUGGUCCUGAAGCUGGGCAAACUGUGAAGCACGUGCAUGUCCAUGUACUCCCGAGGAAGGCUGGAGACUUCAGCAGAAAUGACAGUGUCUACGAUGAGCUGGAGCAUCACGACAAAGGCGAGGAGGACUCCCCUGCCAAGUGGAGGUCGGAGGAGGAAAUGGCAGCGGAAGCAGCCAGCCUUAAGCAAUAUUUCCAGUGAAAUCCAAGGUGAGCCAGAACUGGAACAAAUCCUGAAGCACAAGAAAACCCAGAAUGGGACUCAUCUUCCCGUGUGGCCAUGGCGUUGGGCCUGCAGCUACUCAGAUUCUGUGACAUUCAAACCACGGGAUUUUUCCAUGAGCCACGUAGAGCUGGAGUUUGCCGUGGUCGAACUUCAAUGAAGAUGACUGACAGACGGGAUUCAAAACAACCUGUUGCCUAGUGGCUCAUAUUUUGUGAAUGUGCUUGCGAGGGAAUCUUUUAAAAUUGGCCUUUGGCCCAAACUGAAAUUAAAUAGUAGCAGCAGUAUGCGUCUGGUAUGACCUGUUACAUUAUACAUUUGCUCCAU
This is a messenger RNA of Pelodiscus sinensis (Chinese soft-shelled turtle), 1707 nucleotides long. Lineage: Eukaryota; Metazoa; Chordata; Testudines; Trionychidae. The record is from RefSeq and is a predicted model, not a curated record.